Molecule: messenger RNA, 3390 nt
Organism: Rangifer tarandus platyrhynchus (Svalbard reindeer)
Lineage: Eukaryota; Metazoa; Chordata; Mammalia; Artiodactyla; Cervidae
Source: the annotation of a GenBank genome assembly
AUGUUCCGCCGGAGCUUUAAUCGUUUUUGUGCUGGAGAAGAGAAGCGAGUUGGUACACGCACAGUAUUUGUUGGCAAUCAUCCCGUUUCAGAAACUGAAGCAUACAUUGCACAAAAAUUUUGUGAUAAUAGAAUAGUUUCAUCUAAGUAUACACUUUGGAAUUUCCUCCCAAAGAAUCUGUUUGAACAGUUUAGAAGAAUUGCAAACUUUUAUUUUCUUAUCAUUUUUCUUGUACAGGUCACAGUAGACACACCAACUAGCCCAAUUACCAGUGGACUUCCACUUUUUUUUGUUAUAACUGUUACAGCCAUCAAGCAGGGAUAUGAGGAUUGGCUGAGGCACAGGGCUGACAAUGAAGUCAAUAAGAGCACUGUUUACAUUAUUGAAAAUGCAAAGCGAGUGAAAAAAGAGAGUGAAAAAAUCAAGGUCGGUGAUAUAGUAGAAGUACAGGCAGAUGAAACCUUUCCCUGUGAUCUUAUUCUUCUGUCAUCCUGCACAGUUGAUGGAACCUGUUAUGUUACCACAGCCAGUCUUGAUGGGGAAUCUAAUUGCAAGACACAUUAUGCGGUACGUGAUACCACUGAACUGCGUACAGUUGAAUCCAUUGAUAACCUCAGAGCAGCAAUUGAAUGUGAACAGCCUCAACCUGACCUCUACAAGUUUGUUGGCCGAAUCAAUAUCUAUAGUAAUAGUCUUGAAGCUGUUGCCAGGUCUUUGGGACCUGAAAAUCUCUUGUUGAAAGGAGCUACACUAAAAAAUACCAAGAAGAUAUAUGGAGUUGCUGUUUACACUGGAAUGGAAACCAAAAUGGCAUUGAACUACCAAGGGAAAUCUCAGAAACGUUCUGCUGUUGAAAAAUCCAUUAACGCUUUCCUGAUUGUGUAUUUAUUUAUCUUACUGACCAAAGCUGCAAUAUGCACUACUCUAAAGUAUGUCUGGCAGAGUACCCCAUAUAAUGAUGAACCUUGGUAUAACCAAAAGACCCAGAAAGAACGGGAAACUUGGAAGGUUUUGAAAAUGUUCACCGACUUCCUGUCAUUUAUGGUUCUAUUCAACUUUAUCAUUCCUGUCUCCAUGUAUGUCACAGUAGAAAUGCAAAAAUUCUUGGGCUCCUUCUUCAUUUCAUGGGAUAACGACUUCUAUGAUGAAGAAAUUAAUGAAGGAGCCCUGGUUAACACAUCAGACCUUAAUGAAGAACUUGGUCAGGUUGAUUAUGUAUUUACUGAUAAGACCGGAACACUCACUGAAAACAGCAUGGAAUUCAUUGAAUGCUGCAUAGAUGGGCAUAAGUAUAAAGGUGUAGCUCAGGAGACCGAUGGACUAUCUCAAACUGAUGGACCCUUACCAUAUUUGGACAGAGCAGAUAAGAGUCGAGAAGAGCUCUUUCUGCGUGCCUUGUGUUUAUGUCACACUGUAGAAGUUAAAACAAAUGAUACUGUUGAUGGAGUUACACAGUCAGCUGAAUUAACCUAUAUGUCGUCUUCACCAGAUGAAAUAGCUUUGGUCAAAGGAGCUAAAAAGUAUGGGUUCACAUUUGUAGGAGUUCAGAAUGGCUAUAUGAGAGUAGAGAACCAAAGAAAAGAAAUAGAAGAGUAUGAACUUCUUCACACCUUAAACUUUGAUGCUGUCCGCCGUCGUAUGAGUGUAAUUGUGAAGACUCAUUCAGGAGACAUACUUCUCUUUUGUAAAGGAGCCGACUCAGCAGUUUUCCCCAGGGUGCAAAAUCAUGAAAUCGAGUUAAUUAAAGUCCAUGUGGAACAUAAUGCAAUGGAGGGGUAUCGGACACUUUGUGUAGCCUUCAAAGAAAUUUCUCCAGAUGAUUAUGAAAGAGUUAACAGACAGCUCAUAGAGGCAAAAAUGGCCUUACAAGACAGAGAAGAAAAAAUGGAAAAGGUUUUCGAUGAGAUUGAGACAGACAUGCAUUUAAUUGGAGCCACUGCAGUGGAAGACAAGCUACAGGAUCAAGCCGCUGAGACCAUUGAAGCCCUGCAUGCCGCAGGUCUAAAAGUCUGGGUGCUUACUGGCGACAAGAUGGAGACUGCAAAAUCCACCUGCUAUGCCUGCCGCCUUUUCCAAACCAACACCGAACUCUUGGAACUGACCACCAAGACUGUUGAAGAAAGCGAAAGGAAAGAGGAUCGAUUACAUGAGUUGUUGACUGAAUAUCGUAAGAAGCUGCUGCGUGAAUUUCCUAAAAGUACUAGAAGCCUUAAAAAAGCGUGGACAGAACAUCAGGAAUAUGGAUUAAUCAUUGAUGGCUCCACUCUGUCUCUCAUAUUAAACUCUAGUCAAGACUCCGGUUCUAACAAUUACAAAAGCAUUUUCCUACAGAUCUGCAUGAAGUGCACAGCAGUGCUGUGCUGUCGCAUGGCCCCAUUACAGAAAGCCCAGAUUGUAAGAAUGGUGAAGAAUUUAAAAGGCAGCCCAAUCACACUGUCGAUAGGUGAUGGUGCCAAUGAUGUUAGCAUGAUCUUGGAAUCCCAUGUGGGCAUAGGUAUUAAAGGCAAAGAAGGUCGCCAAGCAUCCAGGAAUAGCGAUUAUUCGGUCCCAAAGUUUAAACAUUUAAAGAAACUGCUGUUGGCUCAUGGACAUCUAUAUUAUGUGAGAAUAGCACACCUGGUACAGUAUUUCUUCUAUAAGAACCUUUGUUUCAUUUUGCCACAAUUUUUGUACCAGUUCUUCUGUGGAUUCUCACAGCAGCCACUGUAUGAUGCCGCUUACCUUACAAUGUACAAUAUCUGCUUCACAUCCUUGCCCAUCCUGGCCUACAGUCUGCUGGAACAGCACAUCAAUAUUGACACAUUGACCUCAGAUCCCCGAUUGUACAUGAAAAUAUCUGGAAACGCCAUGCUACAGUUGGGCCCAUUCCUAUACUGGACAUUUCUAGCUGCAUUUGAAGGAACAGUGUUUUUCUUUGGGACUUACUUUCUUUUUCAGACUACGUCCUUAGACGAAAAUGGAAAGGUAUAUGGAAACUGGACUUUUGGAACCAUUGUUUUUACAGUCUUAGUAUUCACCGUAACUCUGAAGCUCGCCUUGGAUACUCGUUUCUGGACAUGGAUCAACCACUUUGUGAUUUGGGGUUCUUUAGCAUUUUAUGUAUUUUUCUCAUUCUUCUGGGGAGGAAUUAUAUGGCCAUUCUUGAAACAACAGAGAAUGUAUUUCGUAUUUGCUCAAAUGCUGUCAUCUGUAUCCAUAUGGUUGGCCAUAAUUCUUCUAAUAUUUAUCAGCCUUUCCCCUGAGAUUCUCCUGAUAGUAUUAAAGAGUGUAAGAAGAAGAAGUGCCAGGAGCAAUCUAAGCUGUAAAAAGGCAUCUGACUCGUUAUCCACCAGACCUUCAGUCAGACCUCUUCUUUUACGAACAUUCUCAGAUGAAUCUAAUAUAUUUUAA